Molecule: messenger RNA, 2746 nt
Organism: Asparagus officinalis (garden asparagus)
Lineage: Eukaryota; Viridiplantae; Streptophyta; Magnoliopsida; Asparagales; Asparagaceae
Product: two-component response regulator ORR22-like
Exons: 6
Coding region: 491-2446 (651 amino acids)
Biological process (GO): phosphorelay signal transduction system; cytokinin-activated signaling pathway
Molecular function (GO): DNA binding; DNA-binding transcription factor activity
Source: RefSeq, a predicted model, not a curated record
CCCAGUGAUUGCUUUUUUCCAUUUGACCCCAUCAAACAUUCCUUUCAUCAAUACUCAUCUCUCAAUUUCAAUCUCUACCCUCUUUGAUUCCUUUCAAAGCUCCCAUCUUUAUUUCCUCUGGUCUUUUUUUUUUUGCUCCCCAAGAGCUAAAAAUUCCAGCUUUUUCCUCCCUCUUUGAUCUUUGUGUUUUCUGUGAGGACUCUUUUCCUGAGUUUUGUCGGAGCUGAAGUUGGUGGGUGAAGAGGGGUUUUCAAGUCUCAAAAGUCUUUGAUUACUCACAAAGUUCCAAUCUUUUUGCCAUCCGUUGCUCUGUUCCUCGUAUACUUGCUUGAUUUGAUUUGGGUCUUUUUCUCUUUUGACUUUUGAGCUUCAGCUGGAGCUAUUUCUGGUUUUCAAUCCCUUUUUAAGGCUUUUGCUGAGCAUUUGGUGAUCUGGGUCGUGUUUAUUUUCGAGUUUAGUUUCUGUUGUGAAGAAAGUUGAAGAAGUAAAAAUGACCGUAGUGGAAAGGAGCGGAUCAAGGGAUAGGUUCCCUAUUGGGAUGAGAGUUCUUGCUGUUGAUGAUGAUCCUACUUGUCUGAAGGUGCUGGAAUCUCUGCUGCUUCGAUGCCAAUAUCAUGUUACAACAACAAAUCAGGCUAUCAAGGCAUUGGAGAUGCUGAGGGAGAACAAGGAUCAGUUUGAUCUGGUCAUUAGUGAUGUUCACAUGCCGGAUAUGGAUGGAUUCAAGCUUUUGGAGCUCGUGGGUCUCGAAAUGGAUCUCCCAGUCAUUAUGCUUUCAGCAAAUGGUGAAACCCAAGCGGUGAUGAAGGGGAUAACCCACGGAGCCUGUGAUUAUCUUCUGAAACCAGUGAGAAUCGAGGAACUGAAAAACAUAUGGCAGCAUGUAAUUAGGAGGAAGAAAGUUGAUCCUAGAGAUAAUAACAAUUUGGACAGUGGAGAUGACUGUGACAAGAAUCAGUUGAUGAAUUCUGAAGGGGGACAGGGUUCACUUGCAAAUGGUUCCUCUGAUCAAAAUAGAAAACUUAAUAGGAAGAGGAAAGAUCAGAAUGAAGAAGAUGAUGAUGACAGUGAGGACAAUUUAAAUGAGAAUGAAGAUUCUUCCACCCAGAAAAAGCCCAGGGUUGUUUGGUCAGUUGAUCUACAUCGUAAAUUUGUUGCUGCUGUUAACCAAUUGGGAAUUGAUAAAGCUGUACCUAAGAGGAUACUUGACCUUAUGAAUGUUGAGAAGCUCACUAGAGAAAAUGUUGCAAGUCAUCUUCAGAAGUACAGGCUCUACUUGAAAAGGCUUAGUGCCGUUGCCAACCAACAAGCUAACAUGGUUGCUGCAUUACGGGGCAGAGACACCUCCUACCUACCUCUGGGCUCAUUGAAUGGAUAUCCAAACUUCAAUUCCCUCGUCGAAUCUAGACCGCUUCCUAAUCGCUCAUCUUUUCAACCAAAUGGCGCUGUCCCAAGAAUGAACAGUUUUAAUGGAUUUGGACUUCAUGGGUUCUCCCUCAACAACACAAACAACCCCAUUAAUGACGUAUCAAAGCUUCAAUGUAUUGGGCCUAUAGUGCAACAACCAAAGGCAAUGCAAGAAUCAAGCAAUAGUUUACUUGGUGGUUUUUCCGGCAGUGGAGUUGCAAUUGGUCAUUCCAACUCUUUUACCAAUUCAGCAGCAAAAAUCCCUCAUAUACCAUCACCAUUAAGCUCAGACCCAUUUGAGAUUGGUAUUGGCGAUUCUUCACAUUCCGCUGAUCUUAGCAGAUGUAAUGAGAGUUGGCAAGGUGCUAUUCCAUCAACGUCAUAUAGUGGCAACACUUUCGCAACAAGUCUUCCCUUUAGUCAUAACGAUCUUUCUUCUGGUAAUAUCAGAGAGAAUUUAUCUCCCAUAGUUUCAAAUUUGGGAAGCAAUGCUCGUGAUUCCAUGAUGCAAAAUGAUAGGCUAGCUAAUGUACACAAUCAAGCUGGUACAUUGGUCACAGCGACGGGUGUCAAUGGGGAUGCUAAUUUAUUAAAUUUCAGAAGCGUAGGCAAUUCUAGCCUCAAAUGGGAGGACCCAAGACGAGGUCAUAUUCAAAAUCCCAAUCAAAUAUACAGUUCUUUGUCAAAUACUUCGUCAUCCGGCAUCCGUAUAACUGAUCAAAAUAAAGGUAAUCAGAAUUUGGGAAAUGGAUUUUCUAAUGAUAAAAUUGAUGUCCCUAUCAUUAGCCAAGCAAAUUUUCGCGCUCCAAUGCUUCCACUGGAUUCGAAGUCUGAUAAGACUGCCGUUGGUGGUCAGUUACAUUAUAAGGAUGAACCCUUAUUCGAGGGCAUGAAGCUGCCUGGCGGGUUCAAUUCUGGUGGUUUUGGCCUUGAUGAUCUUGUCACCAAUGCCAUGAUUAAACCGGAGUGCGAUGAUUUUACCUUCAUCGAUGGUGAUAUUGGAUGCAACGAUCUUUAUUCCCUUGGAGCUUGCAUGUGAAACACCUUGUUUCUUAGGAGUAGUUCCUAUUUGGAUGUCAUAUUUGUUCUUGAGAGCUGCUGGAGUGAUGUAUAGACUGUAGAGAGUUGUUGGAAUUUUAACGAACAUUGAAGUAAACAACCGCCUUCUAAUUUGAGGAUUAGUAUAAAUUGUAUGUAAUAAGUUAUCUUAGCUUGUUUUUUUUUCUUGAAGUCAGCCAUGAAAGAUCUUUUUUCCUAAACUGGAUAUUUAUUUGAUAUGAUCGGGACUUGAUUCUCGCUGUUUUCUGAAAUGUUAUUUCAGGUAACAGCUGAACUCUAA